ACUGCACCUCUACUCCGGCCGUGUAAAAACAUACCCAGCACUCCGGCCCCACGCGGAUCCAGAGUAGAAUUCAAAAGAACGCGUUUGCAUUUCCUACCAGCACCCUUCGUCAUACAAGGGACGAAGAAGCGGACACCACUAAGACAGUGAUGGCUCUACAGAGGACCCAUUCAUUGGUUCUGUUCUUGCUGCUGAUCCUGCUGGAGCUGUUGCUGGUGCAGCCCUCCUGUGGCCAGAACCACAUGUACCAACGAUUCCUGCGGCAGCACGUGGACCCUCAGGGGACAGGAGGCAAUGAUGGCUACUGCAACUUGAUGAUGCAGAGACGGAAGAUGACUUUGCAUCAGUGCAAGCACUUCAACAGCUUCAUCCAUGAAGACAUCUGGAACAUUCGUAGUAUCUGCAGCACCGCCAAUAUCCAAUGCAAGAAUGGCAAGAUGAACUGCCAUGAGGGUGUAGUGAAGGUCACAGAUUGCAGGGAGACAGGAGGUUCUAAGGCUCCCAACUGUAGAUAUAGGGCCAUGGCCAGCACCAGACGAGUUGUCAUUGCUUGUGAGGGUAAUCCGGAGGUGCCUGUGCACUUUGACAGAUAGAUGCCACCUUGCAGGGGUUAGAGCCCAUUGCUUGGCCUUUAACUUACUCCUUGAAUAGCAAUGAGUAAUGCAUUUGAGCUGUCCCAGGCUCUAAUUCCUCUGCUUAUUUCUCAUUCUUUUUCUUUAUAUAACCCAUUCUGUUAACUACAUAGUAUCAAAGAAAAAUGGAGACAUAAAACUACGAGUCUCUGCUUUUUUAAAUAAUAAGCUUCCUAUAAUAAUACUGGUUGACUUAGCUCUUUCAGAUCCUAUUCUGUGGAAUUUAAUCAUUACAUGUAUUUAUAUAGUAUUUCGAACAUUUCAAGGUCACCUCAUUUUAAUACCAUAGCAACUCUGUGAUGCUGAUGUUGCUGUUAUAUACAAGAGCUAGAAACUAAGUGAUUUGCUGAAGGCCAUAAAGUUAGUGACACAAAAAUCCAGUUUCACUGUCUACUCAUGCAAUACUUUUUGCAUGUCAUUACAAGGGGUGUUUUGAAAUUAUCUGCUUUUUAUUAUCUCCAAAAGUUGGCUGUUGGGAGAAACUUUUAAAAAUUUGGAAAUAUAUACUGACAAAAUGAGAGCUCUGUCUAUGUAAUUUGGCAUUGUUGUUGUAUUUGGGUCUGAUAAGAUCAAGACAUAAUGUAAGAAAUUUUCUUUUUCUUCCCAGACUUUUGAAUCACCCUAGUAAAUCAAUGUAUUAAGACUCACUAGCUCUUCCUGACAGAAUUUUCAUGUUCCCUGUAAUAAAGAGCUUACACUACAGGUAUCUGA
This is a messenger RNA of Choloepus didactylus (southern two-toed sloth), 1343 nucleotides long. It is a transcript of the gene RNASE4, whose product is annotated as ribonuclease A family member 4. NCBI's taxonomy places the organism in Eukaryota, Metazoa, Chordata, Mammalia, Pilosa, Megalonychidae. Gene Ontology annotation, molecular function: RNA nuclease activity; nucleic acid binding. The transcript is spliced from 2 exons. The coding region runs from base 150 to 593 and encodes 147 amino acids. The record is from RefSeq and is a predicted model, not a curated record.